This is a messenger RNA of Gracilinanus agilis (Agile Gracile Mouse Opossum), 1467 nucleotides long. Its product is annotated as hippocampus abundant transcript 1 protein-like. The annotation marks the transcript as partial. The transcript has a single exon. Gene Ontology annotation, cellular component: membrane. The record is from RefSeq and is a predicted model, not a curated record. Gene Ontology annotation, molecular function: transmembrane transporter activity. NCBI's taxonomy places the organism in Eukaryota, Metazoa, Chordata, Mammalia, Didelphimorphia, Didelphidae. Gene Ontology annotation, biological process: transmembrane transport.
AUGACUCAAGGGAAGAAAAAGAAGCGGGCUGUGAACCAAAGUAUCAUGCUGGCCAAGAAAAUUAUCAUUAAGGACAGCGGCACGCCUCAAGGAAUAGGUUCGCCUAGUGUGUAUCAUGUGGUUAUAGUUAUCCUCUUGGAGUUUUUUGCUUGGGGAUUAUUGACAGCACCUACCUUAGUGGUAUUACAUGAAACCUUCCCUAAACAUACAUUUCUAAUGAAUGGCCUCAUUCAAGGAGUAAAGGGAUUGUUGUCAUUCCUCAGUGCCCCUCUUAUUGGUGCUCUUUCUGAUGUUUGGGGUCGAAAAUCCUUCUUGCUGCUAACAGUAUUUUUCACUUGUGCACCAAUCCCAUUAAUGAAGAUCAGCCCCUGGUGGUACUUUGCUGUUAUCUCUGUUUCUGGUGUUUUUACUGUGACUUUCUCAGUGGUAUUUGCAUAUGUAGCAGAUAUAACUCAAGAAUAUGAAAGAAACAUGGCUUAUGGACUGGUUUCAGAAACUUUUGCUGCAAGUUUAGUAACCAGCCCUGCCAUUGGUGCCUACCUUGGACGAGCAUAUGGGGACAGCUUAGUAGUAGUCCUUGCCACAGCUAUAGCUUUGCUAGACAUCUGUUUUAUUCUUGUUGCUGUGCCAGAAUCAUUACCAGAAAAGAUGAGACCAGCAUCUUGGGGAGCACCCAUUUCCUGGGAACAGGCUGAUCCCUUUGCAUCUUUAAAGAAAGUGGGUCAAGAUUCUGUAGUGCUGCUAAUUUGCAUAACAGUGUUUCUCUCUUACCUACCAGAGGCAGGCCAAUAUUCCAGCUUCUUUCCAUACCUCAGACAGAUAAUGAGAUUUUCACCAGAAAAUGUUGCAGCAUUUAUAGCUGUUCUUGGCAUUCUUUCCAUUAUUGCACAGACCAUAGUAUUGAGUUUACUUUUGAGGUCAAUUGGAAACAAGAACACCAUCUUACUGGGUCUAGGAUUUCAAAUAUUGCAGCUGGCAUGGUAUGGCUUCAGCUCAGAGCCUUGGAUGAUGUGGGCUGCUGGAGCUAUAGCAGCCAUGUCCAGUAUUACAUUCCCAGCUGUCAGUGCACUUGUUUCACGAACUGCUGAUGCUGAUCAACAGGGUGUCGUUCAAGGAAUGAUUAUAGGAAUUCGAGGAUUGUGCAAUGGUUUGGGACCAGCUCUUUAUGGAUUUAUAUUCUACAUAUUCCACGUGGAACUGAAUGAACUACAAAUAACAGAAACAAAUUUAGGAACAAACCAAGGACCUCAACACCAUACCCAAGAGAAUUCCAUCAUUCCUGGCCCUCCAUUUCUCUUUGGAGCCUGCUCUGUUCUCCUAGCUCUACUUGUUGCCUUGUUUAUUCCAGAACAUACCAAUUUAAAUGUAAGAGCUGGCAGUUGGAAAAAACAUUGUGGUGGUCAUAGCCAUCCUCAUAGUCCACAGGCUCCUGGGGAGGCCAAAGAACCAUUGCUCCAGGAUACAAAU